CCACUAAACUAAUUCCAGAGCUUAAUUUCGUUUUUCACUCCCACAGUAAACACCAGAGUCUCUCUCUCUCUCUCUCUCUCUCUCUCUCAUCCUGUCUGUCCCUGCAUAUUCAUUGCCACCGCUCCCCAAGCCCAAUUAUAGCAUAAAAAUCUAUCCUCUCUCUCUCGAUCGACAUAUACAUACAAAAUUACGUUAUACGUAUACAUUCAGCAGGUGAUUCAUGGUGGGAAAUGUAAUGUACGAGUUGAAGUUAGGAUAGAGAAGCUGAAGAGAGCUAGGGUUUAUUGCAAAACUUAAAGAGAAAUGCCAUUGACGCGGUACCAGAUACGGAACGAGUACAGCUUGGCUGAUCCGGAGCUGUACAGGGAAGCCGACAAGGAUGAUCCCGAGGCCCUCCUCGAAGGCGUCGCCAUGGCCGGCCUCGUCGGCGUCCUGCGCCAGCUCGGCGACCUCGCCGAGUUUGCUGCGGAAAUAUUUCAUGAUUUGCAUGAAGAAGUGAUGGCUACUGCUGCAAGAGGCCAUGGUCUAAUGGUUCGUGUUCAACAGCUUGAGACAGAUUUUCCUUCAAUUGAGAAGGCAUUCCUCUCCCAAACCAGUCCAUCUUUGUUCUUUUAUGAUCCUGGUGUUGAAUGGCAUCCUAAUUUACGUAUGGAUCAAAAUCUGAUCACGCGGGGAGAUCUACCUCGAUUUGUUAUGGACUCCUAUGAAGAAUGUCGGGGUCCACCUCGGUUAUUCCUUCUAGACAAGUUUGAUGUUGCGGGUGCUGGAGCCUGUUUGAAGCGCUACACUGAUCCAUCAUUCUUUAAAGUAGAGUCAUUAUCCUCUGGAAUGACAAAAGCAGAAGUUCAUAGGGAAAAGAAAAUCCGCAAAGCUAAGAAGAAAGGAUCACGCUGGAGGAAUGGAGAAACCCCGGAGGUUCUACCAGUAUCACAUGCCAAGCUGCAUCAAUUAUUUAUGGAGGAGAGCGUUGAGGAUUAUAUUAGUGACCCUUCACGCCGUGUGAAAUUGAAGCGAAGGCUGAAUGGAUUUCCAUUUGACUCAAAGACUGGGAAAAGUUACAUGGAGAAAUUCUUGAAGACUUCUACACCAGAUCAUAAUGUUCGCGAUAUCUCUGUCCACUCAUCUCCGUUAAGAUUGCCAUCCAAUAGUAAUGAGGAAUCAGGGAUUCAAAUACUUGAAAUCAGUACAGUGAAUCCUGGGAAAGAAUUACCAUGGAGAAAGAGAAGCCCACGGUCGUCUCCUGAUGCAGAGAAGACUAGACGAAACUAUUCCAUCGAUGAGUUAAAUGAGGAGGGCGAUUACGGAAUUUUAGAAGUGCCAAACCCAACCCAUAUUUCUGAAACAGAUACUGUUCAUGAAGAUGAAUAUGAGAAGGGAAUUGUAGCUGACAGGGAAAGGAAAAUAGAAAGCAGUGUGGAUGGUUACCAAUCUGAUGAUAUUGCAAGUGAAGUAGAGAAUUACAUGGAUGCCCUUACAAACAUGGAUUCAGAGAUGGAAACAGAUACCGAGUGUAGAGCCAAGAACGGUCUGCAUAGCUUGAAUACAGAGAAUGUGGUGAUGAAUUCUGAUGCAAAUGUGGAACUACAGUAUCUUCAAGCUCAUUUUUCAGAUUCCCAAUCAAUAGAAAACUCUACUGCCACAGAUGACGAGAACAGCUCAUCCAGAAAAGGAUUAUCUAGUUUCUCAUGUUCUGAUUCUCUGAGCAACUCAGCCGAGAAUGCACCAUCUGAUGGUGAUGUUUCAGCUAAUAUUCUUCCAUCUACUGGAUCUCGUGAAGCUGAGAGUGUUUCAUCUGACCAAGCUGCAGAGCGCAUGGUCUCCAAUGGUGUUUGUACCGGGGUAUCUAGUUUCUGUCUUUCUGAUUCAACUAAUUUACCUGUAAAUUCAGGAAAAAUUUCAAUGGAAGGUGAAUCAGUGGGACUAGAAUCAGAUGAAAUAUAUUCUACACACAACGAACUUAACACUGGAUAUCUUGGUCGAGAUGAAAAUACAGCAUGUCUGGGUGAUAAUGAACCCUGCGCUUCUAGUUGCUCUGAUGGUCCAUCCCAAACAAGAUAUGAUUUUCUCCCUGAACUGUCCUCUGAAAACCAUUUUGUGUGCAAGUUAGAUAACGAGAAUUCACAUGUUUUAUCUCAUUCUUCUGGAAAGCAAAUCAGUGAAAAUUUGUUGGAUAAUGUGGUUCAAGCAGAAUAUGGAGAAGAUGAAUGUCCGGAAAUUUUCAUUGACAAUCCAUCGCGUUCAGUUGCUUCAGAACUGGAAACUUGGCAUCCAUACAUUAAGCCUGAUGGCAUAGUUUCUGAAGCAGAUGAUGUUCCUCCAUUGUCUGGAGAGAGAGAAACUAGCUCAAUCCCUGAAGUAUAUAGUCCACAGGCUACUGAUAUAACAAAGCAACAGUUUCCAGGAAUAUCAGAAACUGAUCCCACUCUUGAACUUGAUUCAGCGGAUGUGGGUUUUCAUAAUUAUGAGGAGGAAAAUCUUGAUAAGGCUACCAAUGCAGCAGAUGAUGAAGAAAUUGGUGAAUCUCUCCGUUAUACACAUAUAUUUGGGGAGGAUGCUGCUGACCUUGAAUUGCCGUCAGAUCUACAAAACUCUCCAGAUCCUCCACCUGUUCCUGCUGUGUGUCUAGAUGACGCCACAAUUGAAUCUGUUCUUUCAGAGGGGUUGGCUGAUGAAGCUGUUGCCAGCGCUUAUAUUGAUUGUAAUGGGGGUGAAGGAAAAGCUUUAUCCGGAAGUCCCACAAAAUUGCAGGAAGAAUCUAAUCCUAUUGUUCAGGAUUUACAUGCAAAUGGUAUGGAAAUCAACGAGCUUUAUUCUCAAGAGCAUUUUCAAGAAUCUGGCUCAGAAAAAGAGGUGGAUCAACAAGGGGUCGCUUUAUCAUUUUUGGACUCUGUUAUGUUAAGUACGGUCUCUUGUGAUGAGUCCAAUUCGGAAGUUCUCAGUAAUGUUCCUGACCCGGCUAUGGCUGCACCAUCCAGAAGCUUGCAGAUUGUUGAUGCUGCUACUGUCUCCUUGUCUUCGGAUCUUCAUGACCAACAAUCGGAAUUGAAAUCUGCUCAGCUCAGUAAUUUACUUGAGGAUGCAGAAGAUGAUCAAAAGGUUGAGUUACAAGAUGAUCAAUUUGAUGUGGCAUCCUGCUGUGACCAAGAUGAUGUGCCAACUGUUAAUGAGCUACCGAGAAACAGUUUACAGACUGUUUAUGCUUCCACCGUCCCACUGUCUUACGAUCAACAUGACCAACUAUCAGAAUCGAAAUAUGCUAAGCAGAUUAAUAUUGUUGAGGAUGCAGAAGAUGAUGUAUCUUCAUAUGACUCUCCUAUUGCAGAGCUCAGACCUCCUUUGGAACAAAAGUCUGAUUUGCAAAAAGAUCAAUAUGAUGUGGCAUACCGCUGCGGCCAAGAUUCAGAAUCAAAAUCUUCCCAUGAGAUUAUUGUUGUUCAGAAUGCAGAAGAUGCUGCAUCUUCACGUAGCCAUCAUAUUGUGGAGCUAAAAGCUCCUGUGGAGCAAAAGGUUGAACAAGAUGAUCGAUUGGAUGUGGAAUCUCUCAAUCCAGACAAAGCAACGUCUGAUCCAGUGAUGGAGUUGAUGCAAUCUCCAAACCAAGAUGAUGCUUCAUUCGGAUUUUGUGUAGCACAUCCUCCGAGCGAACCUUCAGUGUUAGAGUUUUUACCGCAAGUUGAUGUCUCUAAUAAAGCAAAGGAGCUAUCAUUUUCAGCUCCACCUUCUUUUGGCCAGCUUCCUGAGGUAUCUCAAAUCAAUUUGGAUGAGAUGCCCCCAUUACCACCUCUUCCUCCAAUGCAGUGGAGAAUAGGGAAGGUCCAACAUGCUUCCCUAACUUCGAAAAGAGAUUUGGGAGAACUUAAUUGUGGUUCGUUUCCGCCAUUAUUGAUGUCUACAGCUGAUGACAACACUCAACUGGGCCAUCUAGCUGCAGUGGAUGAGAUUGCCCAACCUUCAAUUCCAUUUUUGCAACUCUCAGCUUCCAAAGGUGAGAAUUCUCAACAUAGUUAUGAGAACUUAGCGGGCGAUAUGAUGCAUUCCAAUCCAUUAUCAUUGCAAGGUACAAACGGUGAGCUUGAUAUCCCAACUUCAGGUAGACCCCAAUCCACGAAUCCAUUCUUGGUACCGCUAACCGUAUGUGGGGUGAGGUCAGAACAUGGUUUCGGUGCUUCUGAGGGAGAAACAGCACAACCUAGUACAAAUUCACUAUCACCAGCAACCAAUAUUCAAGAUGCAGUUCCGGCAAAUCCUCUGAAGUUUAUACCAGAGGAACUGGACCAUCCUUCGCAUGAAUUAGCGCCAGAAAGAAGUUUGAAGGAUGAUAAACUUCAGGGUACAUCUGUAGUUUCGGAGGGGAAAGCGAUAAAUCCUCUAGAAACUACAUUUUCACCACCAAUGAUGCAGGUUCAUCGGCCGCAUAAUGUUUUAUUGCAUUCAGAGGAACAAACUACUUGGUCAUUGAGUAUGUUCACUCCACUUCCGCCUUCUGAAGAUGGAAAUCCAAAUGGUAAUCGGCCGACGAAACUUCCACGACCUCGAAAUCCUCUCAUCGAUGCUGUCGUGGCCCAUGACAAAAGCAAGUUGAGGAAGGUAACGGAACAAGUUCAGUCUCAUGUUGGAGAGCAGAUCGAAGAAAGAGAUUCAUUACUGAAACAAAUACGAACCAAGUCUUUCAAUUUGAAACCUGCGGCCUUGACGAGACCUAGCAUUCAGGGUCCUAAAACCAAUCUAAAAGUUGCUGCCAUUUUGGAGAAAGCUAAUGCCAUUCGCCAGGCAUUUGCUGGAAGUGAUGAUGAUGAUGCCGACAGCUGGAGUGAUUCGUAAUAUACUUUCUAGGACUGCCAUUGCAUUGAGAUCAAGUGUUCGAAUAUUGUGAUUCUUGAAGCUUCUUAGGGUUUCGGCUCUCUGGUUAUUGCCAUUUAGGUAGAUGGGGAGUAUCUAUUUACUUCUUGUGAAUAGUUCCUGCAAUUUGCAGUAUUCUUUUCCUACACUACUGUAGCUCCACGUAAUCUCUCUCUCUCUCUCUCUCUCUCUCUCUCUCUCUGAUGUAGUUAUUUUACUAGGUGUAUAAGAAGUGUCCCCAUAAAUCCUGUUUACUUUCAUCAUAUACAAGGUACAGCAUGCCAGCGCCUUAUCAUUGAUGUUAAAAAAAGAAGGCCGCAGCAGCACAUUACCAUUCAAUCCCUUUUUAGAUUUUGGCGGGUGUAUAUUGCAUUGAGGUGGCACAAAUGUAACUGUAAUAUAUCGUGUGUGAGCUUCUUUACCUAUAGUAGACAAAUGUUGUCAGUACUUGUAUUCAUUUAUAGAGCUUGUCAAGGCUGCAGGUGGUACUUGUAUUA
Messenger RNA from Rhododendron vialii, 5336 nucleotides. RefSeq names its product protein SCAR2. The record is from RefSeq and is a predicted model, not a curated record. The transcript has 9 exons. Gene Ontology annotation, biological process: positive regulation of Arp2/3 complex-mediated actin nucleation; actin cytoskeleton organization. NCBI's taxonomy places the organism in Eukaryota, Viridiplantae, Streptophyta, Magnoliopsida, Ericales, Ericaceae. The coding region runs from base 304 to 4821 and encodes 1505 amino acids. Gene Ontology annotation, cellular component: cytoskeleton. Gene Ontology annotation, molecular function: protein kinase A regulatory subunit binding; Arp2/3 complex binding.